UAUCUUAUUUUUGUUGGUUACGCACCACUGAAUAUAGGGUUGUUUGUCAUUUCAAUUCAAGAUGUCUACACGAUUCAAGGAAAAGGCAUAUUAUUACGGAAACAGUCACCUUUAAACAAAGUUAUAACUAGCAAUACAUUCCUUUCUAAAGCCUGGCAAUUAUUUAUUGAUAGAGUUUUGAAGAAUUUCAAAAGCACGAUCGUCAUGCAGCUGUUUCAACAAGGAAUAUCGCAUAACAUUGUGAACAUUAUUUUUUGUCUGUUAAUUGUCGAAUGUUAUUGUUACAUAAGUCCACCAGAGUUCAACCUGAAAACCCGGGAUGCUUCAAUAGUUGAUAAAGUAUUUGAUGGCAGUUCGAACUUCAGAACACUUUUCCGCACAACAAGUGGGAAGAUUUUGGCAGGAUGUAAAAAUGCACUUUUGGUGUUGGACGAUAAUCUUACAGAGACUAAUCGUCUAACUUUCAAUUCGUGUGAUCGUCCAUCUGGAGAGAUAACAUGCCAACAGGAAAAGACUAACGAAGAGGCCUACUAUUGUCAGAAUUACAUAAGAACUAUCAUUGAGUGUAAAGAUACCAAUCCAGCUCGUAGAUACUUUGUAUGCGGUACAAAUUCUUUACGACCACUGUGUUACUACGUUAGUGAGAAUUUUACAAGGGAUCCCAGAAAUCCAACUGGUACUUGUGUAGUUUCCAGGGAAGAUAACGAUGCUGGAUUGAUGAACGGGAGAGAGAUUAGUGCGUUCAAUCCCAACCAAAAUGUGUCAUCGUUAUAUUUUGCCGUAAAAGACAGCGUUCAUAGGCUGUUCACAUGUACAACAUACAACUCUGCUGGCAUCCAGGGAAUUAUCCGCAGUAGUGACAUGUUCAAUAUUAGUGAUGGUUUCGCGAUGGUAAACGAUAAAGGAUACAACAAGUGGCUGGAUGCUCCACAAUUUGUUGGUAGUCCGAUUACGUACAACGGCCGCAUUUAUUUCUUCUUCCGAGAACCUGCUAGAGAAUUUGAUAAUGCUGGAAAAACUGUAUUCUCUAGAGUUGCAGCUGUUUGUAUGAAUGACACGGGUGGUGAGAAACAUAGUAACCUGGAUGGGAUGUGGACCACAUAUAUCAAAGCACGGCUCAACUGCUCUUUGCACGGAGAAUACCCAUUUUACUACAAUCAUCUACAGGAUGUAUAUCAGACUUCACUAGACUCGGACAUCGUUUUUGGUGUGUUCACUACACAAGAGUAUGGUCAGUCUGGCUCUGCUUUAUGUGCUUAUAGCAUGAAAGAAAUUGAAUAUUUGGUUGAAUAUGCUGAUUUAAAAGGACAGAAAUCUGCAAAUUCUCUCUGGCUUCCUUAUCCAAACUCAGACCCACCCAUAGUCCCAAGACCUGGAAGCUGUGGUUCUCCACAACCGACAUCUAACUAUGAUCUUAUAAGAUCAUAUUCACUUGUUGAUACUCCGGUACCCAAUUUGGCCAACUACAACCAGGAUAUGUCGCCAACACUCAAUCGGAAAUCUGACGAACCUUUGCUCAUACUGAACGAUGUUCGUUUCUCACAGCUGGUUGUUGAAAAGAGUUUCAGUUCAUAUGACAUAUUUUACAUUGGGACAGGUAAGUAAUUAAUUUCACGAUUUUUAUAGGAU
Anneissia japonica is the source of this 1629-nucleotide messenger RNA. RefSeq names its product semaphorin-2A-like. The transcript has 12 exons. Gene Ontology annotation, biological process: negative chemotaxis; positive regulation of cell migration; semaphorin-plexin signaling pathway. The record is from RefSeq and is a predicted model, not a curated record. Gene Ontology annotation, molecular function: chemorepellent activity; semaphorin receptor binding. Lineage: Eukaryota; Metazoa; Echinodermata; Crinoidea; Comatulida; Comatulidae. The coding region runs from base 205 to 1605 and encodes 466 amino acids.